GGGCCUACUGGCAAUCAGACAGUCACAUGGACUUCAUCAUUUAUCUGCUAAUUAGAACAUGAUAAAUUAGGGCAGUCAUUGAAUUAUUUCCUUUCAUAAAGUAUUUUCGUCACGUAUUUUGAAGAAACGGAAAGCAUAUAUUAAUAUCAUAACCCCAGACAGCCAUUGAUUGUUCAUGUCCAACUAAGUUUCUGUUCUGCAUGUUUAUCUCCAUAAUCACUCAUUCUUGAACUUGCAACUGGGUCUUUUCUGUUUCAUCAGAUCACAAAGGGCUACAAAAACCCAGUUCAUGAUCACGAUCAUGGUGAUAAAGCUAAUCUUUUGUAAAGAAAAUGUUGUAAGAUACAUAAAGAGGCAACUGUUUCAAACGGUCUUCGGCUUCUUGCAGUAGCUUCAACGUUCAAAUUCAAAUCUGUUCUUGAAGAAUUGAGCAAUGGAAAAUUCAGCCCAGUUAUAUGAAAACUAUGAUCUGGGUUAUCUGGCUUCACCUUCUUCUGUUGAUCAAAAUGAUCAUUCAACGACAGAAACUUCAGUUUACUCAACCAUGAGUGGUGAAUCUUUCGCAUACCGCAGGAGUUAUUCAGAGAUCUCAACCCUUUCAGACCCCAUUGACGACAACGGUUGUUGCAGUGAGCCUUCUCCUUCAAACUGGCCGCCUGCAAGAUUAGGAAUGAAACAGCAAAAGACUCCCAUGGAUGGUAAGCUUGAUGGUCAAGAAAAAGGAGAAUUAGAGCUAGAGAUGAUGAAGGAAAGAUUUUCAAAACUUUUGCUUGGCGAAGAUAUGUCUGGAAGUGGUAGGGGUGUCUGCACAGCUGUUACAAUCUCAAAUGCCAUAACUAAUCUCUAUGCCACUGUGUUUGGGCAAAAUUUGAGGUUAGAGCCUCUUAAACCUGAAAAGAAGGCAAUGUGGAAGAGAGAAAUGGAUUGUUUUCUUUCUGUGUGUGACUACAUUGUAGAGUUCAUCCCGGAGUCAAAGAACUUAUCGGAUGGAACGCAGGUUGAGAUGAUGGCAAGCAGACCAAGGGCAGAUAUUUAUAUCAACCUUCCUGCACUCAGAAAGCUAGAUACAAUGCUCCUGGAAAUUUUAGAUAGUUUCCAGGGCAUGGAAUUUUGGUAUGCAGAACAGGGCAGCAUGUCCUCUAGUUCAACUCUUUCAGGUUCAUUUCGUAGAGUUGUUGUUCAGCGGAAAGAGGAGAAAUGGUGGCUACCAGUUCCAUGUGUUCCUCCAGGUGGUCUCUCUGAGAAGUCAAAGAUACACUUACGCCACAAGCGUCAUUCUGCUAAUCAAAUUCACAAGGCAGCCAUGACCAUUAAUAGUAGUAUUCUUGCUGAAAUGGACAUCCCAGAUUCUUACUUGGCAACUCUUCCAAAGAGUGGAAAAGCAUGUCUUGGAGAUUCAGUUUACCGCUAUAUGUAUUCGACAGACAAGUUCUCCCCAGACUAUCUCCUUGACUGUCUCAAUCUAUCAUCUGAGCAUGAAGCACUUGAGCUUGCAGAUCGAGUUGAAGCGUCCAUCUAUACAUGGAGACGAAAAGCCUGUAUGAGCCAUUCAAAAUCCUCAUGGGAUAAGCUCAAGGGUCUAAUGUCUGAUACUGACCGCAGUGACAAAAAUCACAUUUUGGCGGAAAGGGCAGAGAGUUUGUUAUUCUACUUGAAGCAGAGGUACCCUGAACUUGCACAGACAUCCUUGGACACAUGCAAGAUUCAAUAUAAUCGGGAUGUUGGGCAGGCAAUCCUGGAGAGUUAUUCAAGAGUGCUAGAAGGCUUAGCAUUCAACAUUGUCGCUUGGAUUGAAGAUGUUCUCUUCGUAGACAGAGCAGUGAGAUCUCAAGAUUACUAACGACUCGCAAAUGAGCUAAAUAUUAAAGGAGGGAUAUCUCAAUCCUGGCUUUUUCUCUGGUCAUCUGUCCAUUGAACUAUUUUUGGUAGAUUGAUAAUACCAAGGUGCUCAGGUGAACGAGCUAGGAAAAGGCUAUUUUUUUAUUUGUAAAUAUAUGAAGUUAGAUGUCAUAUAAGAACUGUUUCCAAGUCUAGUGGCAUUGUUU
This is a messenger RNA of Mangifera indica (mango), 2045 nucleotides long. RefSeq names its product rop guanine nucleotide exchange factor 2-like. Bases 434 to 1840 code for a protein of 468 amino acids. The transcript has 8 exons. The record is from RefSeq and is a predicted model, not a curated record. NCBI's taxonomy places the organism in Eukaryota, Viridiplantae, Streptophyta, Magnoliopsida, Sapindales, Anacardiaceae. Gene Ontology annotation, molecular function: guanyl-nucleotide exchange factor activity.